GCGUUACACUAAUGUUCGAAUAAUGUCGUUGGCUACUGUAUGUACACAUCGCGAUUAUUUCGGAGAUGUUGGAACACGAACUUGCCGUCAACCGCGACCGUGAACAUUAACGAAGGCGGCAAAUACACGCGCGUGUAUAAAAACCCCUGAAAAUCCACGAUUCGACAGAGCAAGGGCUGUACGAUCCGCGAGGAAAGCAAACAGAAGUAAUAGAGCGGGCAAAUCAAGAGCACGUCUUGAGGAAGAACAGAAUAUCGGCAGCUGUAUAGUUGAAGUAAGAUGAGCGACAUUGAAGACAUUGCUCCAUACGAAGAAGGUGGAAUAAAUUUGAAUAUCCCCAUCAUAGCAUUCGGCAACCUAUCAGUCGGCAAGGUACAAAUUAGCAAUAUAAAGCUUGGCCGCAUAAAAGUCGGCACUAUUAAAGUUAAGAACAUGAAAAUCGGCGAACUAGAAACUGGCAACAUGAAAAUGGAGGCAGUAACUGUCGGCAAAGUGUCGAUCUGCCAAGUGCAUAUCGGCUGCAUCAAGACCGGCAUAUUGAAUAUCGGCGAGGUAAACGUCGGCGACUCAAAAUUCGGCAUUGUAGAAGUCGGUGACAUAAAAGUCAGCGGCAUAGAAGUCGGCGAUGUGGAUAUUGGUGAUGUAGAAUUUGGUCAGGAGAGACGAGUAGUGUAAUACGAACAAGAGGGAGGAACCGCGUACAUAUGUAGUGUGCAUGUCAAAUCUGCAAAAAUACACGCGUGAAUAUAUUUGAUUUCUAAUAAAUAAAAGGAGCGAUUUGACUGAAAUAAAUGAAACCAGAAA
Megalopta genalis is the source of this 804-nucleotide messenger RNA. NCBI's taxonomy places the organism in Eukaryota, Metazoa, Arthropoda, Insecta, Hymenoptera, Halictidae. The record is from RefSeq and is a predicted model, not a curated record.